AUGAAGGUGUGGUCGUGGGAGCAGUUUGGGGAGACGGGUGUGGUCCUCCUUGGCUUCCUGACUCUGGUGGUGUCUAUGGGAAAUCUGUCCGCCCGAGGCUCACAGGGUGGGCAGGAGGAGGGCACUGCCUCCAACAGUCUUGAAGAGGAGCUGGAAGUGACCACCUACUGGUGGGGCGAGUGGGCCAAGUGGACAGCCUGCACUCGAACCUGCGGAGGGGGGGUGAUGUCCCAGGAGAGACACUGCCUCAAACAGAGAAAGAAAGUUGCUGCUGGAAAGGACAACAUGACCUGCACAGGCACAGCCAAGAAAUACCAUCUCUGCAACACUAAAGAAUGUCCCGCCACGGGGAGGAGCUUCAGAGAGGAGCAGUGUUGGUCCUUUAACUCACAGCUCUACAGUGGGAGGAGCUACCACUGGAAACCUCUGUAUCCUGAUGAUUACGUUCACAUCUCCAGUAACCCCUGCGACCUUCACUGCACCACGACUGACGGCCACAGGCAGCUCAUGGUGACGGCACGAGAUGGCACUUCCUGCAAGUACAGCAGCUACCGCGGCGUCUGCGUGGACGGGACGUGUGAGCCGAUCGGAUGCGAUGGCGUUCUGUUCUCGUCCAACACUUUGGAUAAAUGUGGUGUUUGUCGGGGGGACGGCAGCAGCUGCAGCAGAGUCACUGGAAACUUCCGCCGUGGGGCCACAACGCUGGGUUACUCUUUCAUCACGCAGAUUCCCGAAGGAUCUUGGGACAUCCAGAUCAUUGAGAGAAAAAAAUCUGCAGAUGUUCUCGCUGUGACUGACCAGGCGGGGAAUUUCUUCUUUAACGGUGCCUACAAGUUGGACAGUCCCCAGAACUUCCACGCAGCAGGAACCGUUUUCAAAUACCGCCGACCCAUGGACGUUUAUGAGACUGGGAUCGAAUACAUUGUGGCCAAAGGCCCCAUUGACCAGGCCAUAAAUAUCCUGGUUUGGAACCAGAACGGCCGAACCCCCUACAUCACCUACGAAUACACCGUCCACCGAGACGCCCUGCCUCCUGUCCCACCUCCUCCUGUCUACACAGGUUCGGACUCCUCAGCCGGGGAGGUGUCUGUGGAGGAGAGUGGCCCGCUGGCCCCUAACGGCAGCGUAAAUAACCGGGACGUUCCGGGGGACCAGUUGCAAACGAGUGGCGCUGAUGGGCAGAAGGGCCAGGAGACGAACGAGGUGUACGAAGAGACGGCGGCCAUCGACUGCGACCAGGACAAAGCAGCCGCCCCAAAGCAGACGGGGAACAGCAGCCAAACCGUGAGCACUGCCAAACCGCCGCCUGACGGUGGACCCCUGGACACCGAGCCGGACUCAACAAACCUCAUAUGGAGGGUCCUCCUGGAUGGACAAAUCAGCCCGGACGAGCUGCUCAUCAACAUUUCCACCAACCAGCUGUUGACGGGGGGAGACGGCUUGUUCCCACCUGAGGUGGACCUGGGCAGCUUGGAACGGAUCAACCCGACAGACCUGAACGAGACGCUGGAGUCCACUCUGGGCCACAGAGGCAACGACAGCGGAGACAACCAGAACAGAACGGUUCAGUUCAACGGGAGGACCUCCGGCCGCUCCAACAGAACCAGGGGGAAUCAGAGGUUUUACCAGAAGAACCUGAAGCUGAGCCCUGCAGACAUGUACCGCUGGAAACUUUCCUCUCAGGAGCCCUGCAGCAUGACCUGCUCCAUUGGGGUGUCAAAGUCCUUCGUCUCGUGCGUUCGUUACGAUGGCGUCGAAGUUCACGACAUGUACUGUGAUGCGCUGACCAGACCAGAGCCGGUCCAUGACUUCUGCAUCGGCAGAGAGUGUCAGCCGAGAUGGGAGGCGAGCAGCUGGAGCGAGUGCUCCCGGACCUGCGGAGAGGGUUUCCAGUUUCGCCAGGUUCGCUGCUGGAAGAUGCUCUCGCCGGGCCUCGACAGCUCGGUCUACAGCGACCUCUGCACCAUGGCCGACCUGGAGAGACCCAUGGAGAGACGAGCGUGCAAGAGUCCCGCCUGCGGUCCACAGUGGGAGGUAGCAGAGUGGGCAGAGUGCCCUGCUAAAUGUGGCCGCAAAGCUCAGGUGACCCGUGAUGUUCGCUGCUCUGACGAGACCAGACCAUGUGACCCCAUGACCCAGCCGCCAAACGUGAAAAACUGCACGGGUCCGCCCUGCGAACGCCAGUGGACUGUGUCAGAGUGGGGUCCUUGCUCUGGUUCCUGCGGCCAUGGGAAGAUGGUUCGUCACGUGUACUGCAAGACUCCUGAAGGCCGGGUGGUUCCUGAGAACCAGUGCUCCCCAGAGAACAAGCCGCUGGCCGUGCAGCCCUGCGGGGAGAGGGACUGCGCUCCACACUGGCUGAGCCAAGACUGGGAACGGUGCAACACAACCUGUGGGCGCGGAGUGAAAAGGAGGAUCGUGUUGUGCGUGAGCAUCAGCGGAGGAAAGUUUCAGAUCUUUGAUGAGGAGGCGUGCAGCAGCAGCGAGAAGCCCGAAGAGGAAGCCACCUGCUUUGAGAGGCCGUGCUUCAAAUGGUACACCACCCCCUGGUCCGAGUGCACAAAGACGUGCGGCGUUGGAGUGAGAAUGAGGGAUGUGAAGUGUUACCAGGGCAGGGAGUUUGUUCGGGGCUGCGACCCCCUCACCAAACCAGUGGCUAAACAGACCUGCACCCUGCAGCCCUGCCCCACCGAGCCGCCAGAUGAGAGCUGCCAGGACCGACCCUCCACCAACUGCCUGCUGGCCCUGAAGGUGAACCUGUGCAGCCACUGGUACUACAGCAAGGCCUGCUGCCACUCCUGCCGCGCGCUCCGACCUUCCACCUCUUAG
Nematolebias whitei (Rio pearlfish) is the source of this 2829-nucleotide messenger RNA. It is a transcript of the gene adamtsl2, whose product is annotated as ADAMTS-like 2. NCBI's taxonomy places the organism in Eukaryota, Metazoa, Chordata, Actinopteri, Cyprinodontiformes, Rivulidae. The coding region runs from base 1 to 2829 and encodes 942 amino acids. Gene Ontology annotation, biological process: extracellular matrix organization. The transcript has 18 exons. Gene Ontology annotation, cellular component: extracellular matrix. The record is from RefSeq and is a predicted model, not a curated record.